CUGAUGCGCUACCCUUAUGCAAUGCUACGCUUUGGCAAUAACGCAGAACAAGUACGAAAAAGUGAACGACUCGUAAUGGGGGCCCGGCACGAAAAUUUUCUUGUCUCAUUUCGUUACCUAUUGACCCGCUAUCUGUAAUAUUAUCGCUCUUGCACCUCAGUCAUAUUCAUAGCAAAGCACCCCUUUGUUUAUAAUCGUGCCCUUACCUCGGAGAUGGAAUAACAGCUAUCCGAGAGAGCAAGAAAAAAUCCGUUAUAUAAUCAAACUCCAAAUAGGUAAAAUGUCGACAGUGACCAUCACCGACAUCACAGCUGACAGUACUGCCGAAGGACUCUUCUUAGGCUCUUGUCCUGCUUCCGCUUAGGAUGAGUCAAAAAUAGGCAGUGGAACAGUAAACUUCACCGCUAGAAUCAGCACAAUCGUCAUCAUAUGUGUGUAACUGCAAGCGACUAGAAGUGAGAGUGUCUAGCAUUUGAGCGUGUGUGGUGUACUAAAUGUGUUGGGCCUAGAACGUGUAUGUUGACCUAUCAGCGACUAGCAACAGCGCAAUAUAAGAGUAAAUAUGCAGUCGUUCGCCGUGCUUGCUCUAGCAGCCCUUUUCGUUAGUCCAUGGGUUUCCGUUGAUGCAAGGAUAAAGCAUAGGUUAGCUGUACGCGGUGCACUUACUGGAGGCGCGGGAGCCAUGGGAGCAGGUGGCGGUUAUGUCGCUGGUUCUCUCCUCAAAUCCCAUGGACACGGGUUGCAGGCGCAUACUAACGGUUGGCCUAGUGGGCAUGGAAUUGGGCUAGGACAUAAACAUGGAGACCACGAAAAAGUUAUUGUCAAGAACGUCUAUUUGAAACAUCAUCAGGAGUUCCCGCUUCCGAUCGUUUCUGAAGAUCCAGUUGCCCCUAUUUAUCCUAUUGCACCGGUUUUGCCAGUUGCUCCUGGGCUCCUCCCCGUGGGAAAGCCAAUUGCCCCUAGUGUACACGCUGAACCCGCUGUCAACACUGCUCCCAUUGUACAUGCCCCUCCCGCGCCUAUAGUCGCAGAAAAGCCCACUGCUCCAGCUCUUACCGGUUCUCAAAUAGUCAUUAAAAAACCUGAACCUCAGUACAAGGGUCAUUAUAUUUACAAGAAGUUCGUUAAGAAUCCGGGUCAUCAUUUUGGUGUACAUAACUAUCAAAUCAGUUUUAGCCGUCGUCCGAUGCCCGUUAUCGUCAAGAAGCAUUUUGUACUGCAUCCAUCACCUAUUGUCCUUAAACCAGUCUUUUUAAAGAAGCCUGUUGCGAAGCCAGAUAUUCCGAUCGUCAAUUCUGAGGCAGCCGUCCCCAUUAUAAAAGAAGGUCCUCCAAUCGCUGACGCCGAAAUCGCUGUGCCUGCCACAAGGCCCGUCAUCAAAGAAACACCGGUUGCAACAGGGCAUGUUAUCGAGAAUACCGCCGAACCGGUAGCGGAAGAGCCUCUUGUUGAGCAUGGAGCACCGAUUCUCGAGAUUCUUGGCUCAAUCUUCGAUGCACCAUUACUUAACACUGGAGCUGUUGCUCACGGCAUCCCCAUCGCGGACAAAGCUUGUUAGUGAAACGUUAUAGACAAUGCGCAGUUCUAACGUAUUUCAGUUACAUAAUGAAUAUAAAGUGCUAUAUGUGAAAACUGCUUGACGACGUUUGUCAUUGGACGGUGCAACUUCGUUCUGAAUUCACUCGAGUUGAAAUCUGUAGUGCGUAAGUUAGCAUUGAUCAAAUCAUUCAUAUAAGUUCAUAUAUUACAAGCACUGCUUUUAGACUUCAUCAGAUACAGCAAUAGAAUAGAAGAAUCUUAACCAUGUGACGGCUAGAAACACGUUUGUAUCCUGUAUAUACUGUAAAAUGUCACCGUUUUAACGGACGCUAGCUAGCUAGCUAAACGUAUCACUAUUGUUCAUAUCGAGAUAGGAUAUUCGUUCAGCUGCCGCUUGUAAUGUCAUUAUAAAGUAAAUGACCCGAUGCAUACAAAGAUGCCAAUAGUUUUACUGGGAACUUUUAAACUCAUUAUCAUCCUCAUCGCCAUCUCAUGAACCUUCGUACUGAACACGGAUACUAUGGCUGUGAGUACGUAUGCACGGGCCUCUAUGUUUAAGUUUCCAAGUUUGUUUUUUUAUUAUAAAUAUAUCCGUAAUUUAUAUGUUGUUUAGAGUGAGUGAAAACGUUUGAAAAAAAUUAUCACUUGUGUGUGAGAUGUCGUAUUGUGAUUCAUUUUAAAUAAAGGCCAGCUGUUAUAAUAAUGUUUUCA
Messenger RNA from Varroa destructor (honeybee mite), 2250 nucleotides. RefSeq lists its product as uncharacterized. NCBI's taxonomy places the organism in Eukaryota, Metazoa, Arthropoda, Arachnida, Mesostigmata, Varroidae. The record is from RefSeq and is a predicted model, not a curated record.